CAGGCAUCUACCUACUAUUCAGAUGUGGUCAAAUGCUGGUCAUCUCUCAAGUUUUAAGUUGGACUUCGCCCGUGUAUAUUUCUUAGGUGUCAGUCAGUCUCCGGCUACCAAAAAAAAAUGGAGACGGACCUCGGGAGAUAAGGAUUUUUUUGUGCUAAACCGAAUUGGUCGGACCAAGACUCUGCCACCUUGACUCCCGAGGUCUUAUCGACGGCCGAACUCGCUUCAAACAAACACCUUCAACACAUCUCGGCCUCAUUCAGGAUGGCCCCAACCACGGUCCAGGUCGUGUCCGGCCUUCUCGGCUGGUCGUACAUGCUCUGCUGGGCCGGCUCAUUCUACCCCCAGCCUAUCCUCAACAUCCGCCGCAAGACGACGCUGGGCUUCUCUAUCGACUUCGCCUUCCUCAAUAUCCUGGGCAUGGCCUCUUAUGCCAUCUACAAUAUCGCCCUAUACUCAUGGCCGACCGUCCGACACGAGUAUGCAGAGCGCUACCCCAGUCACCCGGAGCCAACGGUCCAGCUCAACGAUAUUGUGUAUGCGUCCCAUGGCGCGAUCCUUGCAGUGAUUAUCUACUCUCAAUUCUACCCUGCCCUCUGGGGAUUUACGACCACAAAGGGCUUAAGACUUAGCCGUGUGGGCCUUGGCCUGUUCUGGUGUUGCAAUGCUGCUAUCCUGUUGGCGGUGCUCGCGGUCCUGAUCAAGCCGGACUCUACAAGUUGGUCGUGGCUAGAUGUUAUAUUUGUCCUGGGAAAUGUCAAGUCCUUUCUUACCUUGGUGAAGUAUGCCCCACAGGCUGUGCUAAACUUCCAACGCAAGUCGACCGUGGGCAUGAGCAUUUUGCAGUUCAGCAUGGACCUCAUGGGAGGAAUCCUGUCCUUGGCGCAGCUGUUUCUGGACUCUGCCAGCACUGGGAACUGGUCAGCCGUGUCGUCGAACCCGGCCAAGUUUGUGCUGGGCAAUAUCACCGUCCUCUUCGAUCUUGUCUUCUUUUACCAGCACAUGGUUCUCUACAGAGGGUCGCGGAAAGAGUCUUCAAGUGGUCGCGACGGGGAAGUUGAUGAAAAUGAGCCACUGCUGCCUUCCCGCGAUGAUGGCCCUCAGGAGUAGGUCGGGGUGGGACGUGGCUCAUAUGACGGCAUAUGGGAGGACCAGUGGUUUUUCUUCUACUGCCCAUACAUACAAAGUGUAAAUAUGCGGUGCAUUCCAAUGUUCAUACAGUGGUAAACGCUCAACGACUUGGCGGGUUAGACAUGGCCAGAGCAACGCGAUACACGGUCACAAGACAAACAUACUCAGAGAAGCGAAGACGGGUUUGAGGCGGAAUAAAGUACAGGCAUUUCGGCGGCUCUUACAUCGUUCUUGCCUGUUUCCACAGGUUCUUGCUUCGCGGCGUUGACAUUUGUGUGCGCUCAUGGUCGGGAUAACGAGAUCUUUUUUUACACGCAGUGAGCAAGGGCAAGUAAGUACCUAGGUAUUUAACGGUUUCGCAUUUA
This is a messenger RNA of Diaporthe batatas, 1496 nucleotides long. RefSeq lists its product as uncharacterized. The coding region runs from base 265 to 1110 and encodes 281 amino acids. The record is from RefSeq and is a predicted model, not a curated record. Lineage: Eukaryota; Fungi; Ascomycota; Sordariomycetes; Diaporthales; Diaporthaceae. The transcript is spliced from 2 exons. Gene Ontology annotation, cellular component: fungal-type vacuole; vacuolar membrane. Gene Ontology annotation, molecular function: L-cystine transmembrane transporter activity. Gene Ontology annotation, biological process: L-cystine transport.